AUGAGAUUCGUCGUUUUCUCGCUUCUCGUUUCAUCUGCCUUCUGCUGCUUGCCAGGACUUGGCGGACUUGGUGGAGGAUGCGGAGGAGCCUCACCAUGCGGAGCUCCACCACCGCCACCAGCUUCUCCAUGCGGAGGAGGUUGCGGAGCCGCCCCAUACCCGGCGGGACCAAUGGCUUCUCCAUACUUGGCCGCUCCACCACCGCCAGCAGCUGCGCCAAUCGCUCAAGGACCAGUCUACUCAGCUCCGCUUCCGGCCGGAAACGCCUACCAAGUUGGACAAGGCAAAUAA
Molecule: messenger RNA, 291 nt
Organism: Caenorhabditis bovis
Lineage: Eukaryota; Metazoa; Nematoda; Chromadorea; Rhabditida; Rhabditidae
Source: the annotation of a GenBank genome assembly